AAUGCACCGCGGUCUCCCACGCCUGCGUCAUGUGUGCGACAAAGAUCUGUUACUAAACAAGCCAGACACGGAUGUUUUGACAUAGUUUCAUAAUGGAGUUGGACCAGCCAAAAGAAGACUGUGCUCCAGCCCAGCCAGCCCCUGAAACUGCAUCUCAGAAGCCAGGCCAGGCUUUAAAUGUCCCCAAGAAACGACCUCAGGACUCCAAAGACAAAGCACAAACUCAGGGAGAAGUCAAACCGAGACCCAGACCUCGCUACACGGACAAGUCUAGAAAAAAUGCCAAAAACAAGAAGGACAAAGCCGGAGCAUUGGAGAAUGGAGCGCCUGCAGCAGGAGGAGAAGGUGGAGAUGGGGUGCAGGAAGGUGACGGUAAACCUGAUGUGAAGGAAGAGUGGUCACAAGAUACAGCGAAUGGGCAUCCUGAUCUCCCCGGUGUAGAGGGAGAUGCUGCUUCCCAACCGGAGACGACAAACCUCGAGGAAGAGAAGGGGGAAGAGGAGAGUUGGGACACCUUGUUCAAUGAUGAUGGAGACUGUCUGGAUCCACUCUUACUUGAAGAGCUGGCUUUGAAGGAGGGCAAAAAGAAGGGAUCGAUCCAGCAGCCCGAGUUUGAUUAUUACAACACGGACCGGUAUGUCGACGACGACGAGGACGACAUCGAUCUCACAGAGGAUGAACUUGCCAACAUCGUAGAGAUCUAUGACUUCCCCGCCGAGUUCAAGACAGAGGACCUUCUCAAGCUAUUCCAGGAGUACCAACAAAGAGGCUUUGACAUCAAGUGGAUUGAUGACAAACAUGCGCUGGGCCUCUUCUCCAGCCCUUUGGCAGCCGGGGAAGCUCUGCGAACAAGACAUCCUCUCAUGAAGUUGCGACCUCUUUCCAAAUCCUCCUCUGCCAUAAAGGCUGAAGCUCGCAGCUGCUCAGACUACCUCCUGCCAGCCAAAGAGAGACCUCAGACUAGUGCAGUACUGGCUCGCAAGCUUGUGAUGGGUGCGCUCGGUGUAAAGAGCAACCAGACGAAGGAGCAACGAGAUGCAGAGAAGAGGAAACUCCAGGAUGCGAAAGAUCAAAAGCGUCUAGCAGCUAAGCAGAAGGAAGAUGCUUGGGAGGGGAAGUGACGGGACAGAAAACAACCCCCCGUCUGUGGAUUCUCUGUUGUCUUUUUUUUUUCUUUUUUUUUUUAGAUUCCUUGAUUCAGCAAAAUGAGGACUAGUCUGCGUCCUCUCCUGAUCUGUUUUUCUCAACUGGCCACUCCUUCAAACCACCGCACUUCCCAAAAAUGGAUUCCCACAGUUUUCCCUUCUUUCUGCCGCAAACCUUCCCCAACUAUAAUUGAACUUCUCAUCAUCCAUUUCCCUGCAGUGUUACAUCAGAUAAGAGUCCUCCUCCCCCGGUUAACUUUAUGCAUACAUCCUAUGAAACGCAUCUCGUAUUCCAUCCAUGCAGGGAUUGUUGCCUCUAGGCCGCGGCUAACACAACCUCACCAUCCUUUUAUAUUUUCUAAUAAUACUGUAGCAACUUUAUAGUCAAGCAUGGAGUCCAAACAUUUGUAAAGGGUCACAAAUGCUUUGUAAUACUUAUUAUUGAACAGUUAUUUGUUUGUCUUUAUUGUGAAGUUUUUCAUUUUUUAUAGUUGACGAAGUAAAUAUCGAUGAAACCUCCUCGUGGGGGCCGUAAGGCUUUUUGUUAAGGCUCAGCGUUAUCAAAUCCAGUAAUGACAAUACACUCGAUGUAUGAAACACUGCUAAGGCUAGACUUUCAUUUAAUACAUGGAUGAAAUUUAGAUUGAGAUUGAAAAGUGGUCGAUGACGCCAUAUUACGAUGGAUCAGCAGUGUGUGGUAGUUCAAUGGCGUAGUUCAUUCCUCCAGUAUGCCACUACGCAUUCGUCUCUAACUGAUGUAAGUGCAGCUCAAUGAUGGAAUGCAUGUUUCUCUGUUGAGAGUAUGAUUGUUUGAUACCUCCUUGAUGACAGACAGGAAUUAGUAGCGCAUAGAACACAAUCCCACUUAAUCUGUAAGGAAAUCCUUAACGUGGAGUUAGCAUGUCUCCACAGCAAAUGUAUGAUUGCUGUAGUUUGGCUGCAUGUAAUGAUUUAAUGUGGGAUCAUGUUCUACCACUACAUACUCUGUCUGGCCCGAGCAACAACCUCCAGUCUUAAAAUAUGAGGAAGAUCUAAAAACUGCAGUACCUCCAGCGUCCACUUGAGGCUGGCUGCAGAGGCCCCGUAAACCACAUACACACCCAUUCAAAGAAGCUGAUCUUUACAUUACAUUUUGAAAUGUCUAAAGCCUGGUUCAAAAAUCGGGGUGAUGCUUUUAUACGUCGUUAUUUUUGAGGAUAUCUAACGUACGAGAUUUACAGAAUAAGAUUUGACUGACAGGCAGGUGCACUUUAGCUGUUAGGCCUUGCUUCAACUCAUUACCUCUUGCACGAUGACUGAAUGUUUGGUUGAGUCAGCGUUUUCAAUCUGGCGACUGCCAACGUCUGCUUCACUAACCAAUGGGUGAUGUUCAUUGAUUAUGCAAUCUAUGGACUGGCCACAGAGACUAGGCUAACAGUCUAAGGCUAAAUUACUUUUACGUUGUCACAGAGGUACCAAACAAUCGCUCUUUAAGACUCAUAAAAGACGGAGAAGAAACUAUGCUGCACUUUUGAUGUCAUUAAACGUGUUGCAACACCACUGAGGGGUCUGGCUCAUGCCCCCCUCUUGGCGUGCCAUUUGCCGCUUUUUGAUCUAAUGUCACUCUGCAGACAUGAACCAAAAAUAUAACGAUAAAAGCACAUUUCAGCUCACCUCCCAUCAUGGAGAUAUUCAUCUAAUGGUAGCAUGGUACGCUAGGUCAAUGAAUUCAACAACUCUGGGUGUAAUAACAUUCUUCACAUGGCUUUAAAUAACAAAUUUGUGGUCAAUUUUAAUGUCAGUCCUUUUUUUUUUGUCAGUUCUUAGAAUGUAACAAAGCCUUUUACCCGAGAGGAUCAAUGUUUAUUUAAUAAAAGUAAAUGUUCAACUUCAACUCCUGCCUCUUAAUUCAGACUUUAAUAAUCCAGCUUCCUGAAACACAGGACCAGGCUCUGGAAACGCUUGUGACAGCCGCCUCCUCUGAGGCUUCACCCAGCAGCCGACCGCAGAGCAUGUGGCACUGCGUCUCCUUCACCUCCUCAGCCAAUAAUUAAGUCUUAUUCUUGGAGACGUUGGAGAAUGAUGCAAAUUUGUCAUUUUUACUUUGCUGCAAAUUGGUGAACUUUUCAUCAAUGUCAACCAGACGCUGUUUACUUUGGUCUCCCAGCUGUAAGUGGAUAUGUAAACGCAGUAGAACAGAUUGCUGGGUAUGAACGUUUCAAAUGAUGAUCAUUCAUAAUUUAAUUAUAGCAUCCAUAGAAACGUAACUCUGCUUUCCAGAUUCUGUAUGUGCUGUCCAUCAGCGCUGGAGCUAACCCCGUAUGUAACUGUUAAGAUGACUAAGACCGUGCCACGUGGCUAAUUAAAGUGCUGCAGCAUCA
Messenger RNA from Notolabrus celidotus (New Zealand spotty), 3505 nucleotides. RefSeq names its product R3H domain and coiled-coil containing 1-like (gene r3hcc1l). The transcript is spliced from 7 exons. Lineage: Eukaryota; Metazoa; Chordata; Actinopteri; Labriformes; Labridae. Bases 93 to 1121 code for a protein of 342 amino acids. The record is from RefSeq and is a predicted model, not a curated record.